Ostrinia nubilalis (European corn borer) is the source of this 733-nucleotide messenger RNA. RefSeq lists its product as uncharacterized. The record is from RefSeq and is a predicted model, not a curated record. NCBI's taxonomy places the organism in Eukaryota, Metazoa, Arthropoda, Insecta, Lepidoptera, Crambidae. The transcript has a single exon. The coding region runs from base 1 to 678 and encodes 225 amino acids.
AUGCCCAUCAGCUACGCAGAUGAUAUGGUGCUGCUGAGCGCUUCCGUUUGUGGACUGAGGAAGCUCAUGGCUAUAUGUGAGACCUACGCUAAGUCCCAUGGAUUGGCGUACAACGUGCGAAAGAGCCAGAUCAUGGUCUUUGGGGAGGGAAGCAGGAGGCCAAACUUAUUGCCGAGCGUCUUUCUCAAUGGUUGUGAGAUUCAGCGCGUAAACAAGUUUAAAUAUCUGGGCCAUUUACUGACUCCUGACCUAAAGGAUGGUGAUGAUGUUGAGAGGGAACGCAGGGCGCUGUCGGUAAGGGCGAACAUGCUGGCUCGUAGGUUCUCACGUUGUUCAAAGGCAGUAAAGGUAACUCUUUUCAGAGCCUACAGCACUAGUUUCUACACGUGCAGUCUGUGGGCUGAUUGUUCGCGUGUGUCGUAUGGCGCUCUGCGCGUCCAAUACAACAACGCGUUCAGGGUGCUGAUGGGGUUGCCCAGAUACUGCAGCGCAUCGGGCAUGUUUGCAGAGGCGCGAGUAGAUUGUUUUUACGCGACCAUGCGGAAGAGGUGCGCCUCCCUGGUGUGCAGGGUUCGGGGCAGCCCCAACAGCAUCCUGUCUAUGAUAGCGAGUAGACUGGACUGCCGUUAUAUUAAUUACUGCUGCACUACAUCCGCAGGAGUUGUGCAAAAAAAAUAAUAUUAAUGAAUAGUUUAGAUGUUCCAAUUAUUACUAACAUAGGUUAAGUCCUUUA